CAAGAGCAUGGAGCAGUGUCUCAGCUGGCCUAGAGAAUCGAACCCAGGACCUUCUUGCUGCUGUUACACUUCUGUCCAGUAGGGGGGAGAAUAAACCUAAACAUUGUGGAUCAACCAGCUCAGUUCAAACAACAACAAGAGGAAGAAACAGGAGCUAACGUGUUCGUGUUUAAGUGACUCUAUCUGUAAUAAUGCAGUCAGCAGAAGAGGGACACGUCGCCCCCAUGGAUCUAGAAGAUGAAGGAUUCCAGAAGAAACUAAUAAAAAAGGAGGAAGAUGAAGAUGAAAGUUUCUUCUAUGAAGUAUCAUUAAUCCCUGUGGAACACGACACCUCUGAGGAACACCUCACCCCAGGUUUCCAGCCUCAGAAGAAGGAGGAACCUGAAGAUGAAGAUGAUCUCAGAUUGAACAAGGAUUUCUGCUGCUCCUCGAGUCCACGUUCCUGUACAACCCAAAAUCAUCUCCACAAACACAUCAAGACCCCCAACAGUGUCAAAUAUGAGACCCUGGUGAAGAUUAAGACUGAACAUGAGGAUCUGACGCCCACCAGAAGCUCCAGUGAUCAGCAGACGUCCUCUGGUGCUGUCAGCAUUAACAGCUCUCUCACCAGAGAACAGAACAGAAGGAACGUCUGCUCACAGUGUGGGAAGAGCUUUCGUUCUCCCAGUGCUCUUAAAAUACACCAGCGCAUUCACACUGGAGAGAAACCGUAUCAGUGCUCACAGUGUGGGAAGAGCUUUAGUUCUCUAGGUGCUCUUAAGGUACACCAGCGCAUUCACACUGGAGAGAAACCGUAUCAGUGCUCACAGUGUGGGAAGAGCUUUAGUUCAAUGGGUGCUCUCAAGGUACACCAGCGCAUUCACACUGGAGAGAAACCAUAUCAGUGCUCACAGUGUGGGAGGAGCUUUAAUCAACAGAGUGUUUUCAAAAGACAUCAGCGCAUUCACACCAGAGAGAAACCGUAUCAGUGCUCACAGUGUGGGAAGAGUUUUUAUCGACAGAGUCAUCUCAAACUACACCAGCUCAUUCACACUGGCGAGAAACCAUAUCUGUGCUCACACUGUGGGAAGAGUUUUAAUCAGCACAGUAAUCUUAAAGAGCACCAGCGCAGUCACACUGGAAAGAAAUCGUAUCAGUUCUCACAGUGUGGGAAGAGGUUUAGUCAACAGAGUGUUUUCAAAAGACAUCAGCGCAUUCACACUGGAGAGAAACCGUAUCAGUGUUCACAGUGUGGAAAGAGUUUUUAUCACCUAAUUUAUCUCAAAAUCCACCAGCGCAUUCACUCUGGAGCGAAACCGUAUCGGUGUUCACAGUGUGGGAAGAGUUUUAAUCAGCAGAGUGAUCUCAAAAUACACCAGCGCAUUCACACUUGAUGAAAACCGCGUCAGAGCUCACAGUGAGGGAAUUUUUGUCUAUAAAUUAGUCAGUGAUGUUACCAAGCUAGACAAAACAAAGUUUGUAGAAGUUUUUACUGGUCAUUCACUUCUAGAUCGACUUCAUGUCUGGUGACAAAGGUCAUCAUGGUGCGACAUGAAUUAAGUAGCAGCACUAUAAUAAUUUUUUGGUGUUUAAUGCCAUAAUGGUGGAACAAGGACGUGUUCUGUAAUGUCAUGUUUAGUAAUCAUACAUGUUGUACGUUUUGUCUCUUAUUAUGAAUAAUUGAUGUAAUAUUGAUGUAUUUGAUGUAUGAUGUAGCACUAAGGUAAGUGAAUAAUAAAACAUUUACUUGAGAUUA
Molecule: messenger RNA, 1735 nt
Organism: Trichomycterus rosablanca
Lineage: Eukaryota; Metazoa; Chordata; Actinopteri; Siluriformes; Trichomycteridae
Product: zinc finger protein 70-like
Exons: 4
Coding region: 192-1373 (393 amino acids)
Source: RefSeq, a predicted model, not a curated record